GAUAUAACCACCAACGAGAUGCGUUCCCUCAUCAUCAUUGCCCUGUUCGCCCUGAUUGCCGUGGCAGCUGCCCAAGGUGGCCGACGAGGUGGACGCGGAGCUCCUCAGGGUGGACCCCAAGGAGGUCCGCAGGGUGGACCUCAAGGAGGACCAGGACCUCAGGGAGGACCAGGUGGUCCUGGUGGACCUGGUGGCCCAGGUGGACCAUGGGGCCUGCCUCCUAAUGGCACUCUUCCCUGCAACAGCACCACCACCACAACCACUACAUCGACCACUGAAGCCACGACCUCAACCACCGAAUCCUCUGCUUAGUAAUGUAGGACUCGCGCCCAAUCUUAAAUCAAUUUUGGGCUUGUUCUUCAUCCUUUCCCUAUAUUAAUAAAAGUCUUUUCUGCAAAAAGUAAA
This is a messenger RNA of Drosophila ficusphila, 405 nucleotides long. RefSeq names its product POU domain, class 4, transcription factor 1. The record is from RefSeq and is a predicted model, not a curated record. Bases 19 to 312 code for a protein of 97 amino acids. The transcript has a single exon. Lineage: Eukaryota; Metazoa; Arthropoda; Insecta; Diptera; Drosophilidae.